Messenger RNA from Cavia porcellus (domestic guinea pig), 556 nucleotides. It is a transcript of the gene Sct, whose product is annotated as secretin. Gene Ontology annotation, cellular component: extracellular region. Gene Ontology annotation, molecular function: hormone activity. The record is from RefSeq and is a predicted model, not a curated record. Gene Ontology annotation, biological process: positive regulation of pancreatic juice secretion; negative regulation of gastrin-induced gastric acid secretion; positive regulation of somatostatin secretion. The coding region runs from base 77 to 556 and encodes 159 amino acids. The transcript is spliced from 4 exons. Lineage: Eukaryota; Metazoa; Chordata; Mammalia; Rodentia; Caviidae.
CCGGACUAUGUGGCGCCAGGGCCCCUAUAAAACAUAGCACUGAUUUGGGGCCCCAGUGCCUGGCACUGCACCCACCAUGGCCCCUUGCCCAUUGCCACUGAUACUGAUGUUGCUGCUGCUGCUCGGGGGCCCAGCUGCACACCCUGCACCACCCAGGGCCGCACGACACUCGGACGGGACAUUCACCAGUGAGCUCAGCCGUCUUCGAGACAGUGCCCGGCUGCAGCGCCUGCUGCAGGGCCUGGUGGGCAAGCGCAGCGAUCAGGACACAGAGAACAGCACCACUGGGUCCAAACCUGUGGACAGCCCGCUGUGCCUGCUGUGGCUGGACACAAGCACUCUGCAGGCCUGGAUGCUCCUGGGGCACUCCCUUGGCCAUGCACCAUUUCCAUGGCUGCCUCCUGACCCCAGGCCCGAGGCUGAAAUUUCAGAGCUGGCUGGAGCCACACAGCGCCCUGAUGAAGAGGAGGAGGAGUCCGGAGGCUGGCUGGGAGUGGGAGCAGGAGCGGGGGAAGGGGCGGGGGCUGGGGCUGGGGCUGGGGCUGACUGUACUUGA